Perkinsus marinus ATCC 50983 is the source of this 866-nucleotide messenger RNA. RefSeq lists its product as hypothetical. The transcript has a single exon. Lineage: Eukaryota; Perkinsozoa; Perkinsida; Perkinsidae. Bases 40 to 684 code for a protein of 214 amino acids. Gene Ontology annotation, molecular function: heme binding; oxygen binding. The record is from RefSeq and is a predicted model, not a curated record.
AGUUACUUUGUUUUACUUGUUAUUUCACUAAUUGCGAAGAUGGUUAUGAAGCUAUUCCCCGAGCAUUUGCUGGACCUAAUCGGCGGUCCUGGUCCUUUCGAGCCUGUUGCCAAGGCCUUCUAUCAGCAUUGCUUCGAUGACCCCUUGCUGGGUUGUAUGUACGAGGAUAAGACCGAGCCACAUGAUUUGAUGUUCUGCCGUUGGUUCUUCGAACAAAACGGUCUCACUGAUGAGAUGACUAAACGUGGCGGCAGCAAGUUGAUCAACGCUAUGCAUCGCAAGGCCCAGAACUGCCCCUUCAGAGCUGAGGCUCCUAAGGAGGCCGGUUAUGUUGGCGGUAACUUCACUAAGGCUCAGAGAAACCGCUGGGUGUUGUGCCAGUUCAAGGCUUGCGAGGACUUCCACUUGCCGAAGGAGUUCGUCCGUGGAUACAUCCAUGGUCUUUGUACUUUCAUGAGUGUGUAUGGUCCCUUUGUGGAAGGCCGUGCGGUUGACGGCCCUCAAACUGGGAAGUGUCCGGUGAGCAUGAGUGUCACUACCACUCCUGAGCAGGCUGAGAUGUUGAAGACUCACCCUCAUAUCCCUGGUUAUGAUCUGUCUGGCAAACUCGGCAACUUCGACAAGGUUACUGUUGAUGAAAAGUAUCGGGCGACUAGUGCUACUCCUGUGAUUGCUUCUGCCUAGUCGAGUCGUUUAAACACUUCUACUAAACGUGUGAGCCGCGGGUCUGCCGUGGCAUUUGUACCGUUUAGUGUUGUUAUCAUGUCAUAAGAUUCUCCACGACAUAUAUUUUUAUUGUUCCUAUUGGAAGGAUUGUCUUCCUGUUCACUGAAGGUUUCUGUAGAAAAAGGUAUAUAAGUUGCCUG